CUUGCUAGCUGUGCGGGUUGACAGUUAGCUGCCCAAAAUACCUACCUGAAGCAUUUUGCUUUGUAUGGAAGCGGUCAGCAUCACUAAGGGGUUCAUGACACGUCGCGCUGGCUAUAAUGAGGGCUGUUAUUGUGCUGUCACUGCUGCUGCUGAACAUACAUCAUGUCAUAUCAGCACCCAAAGGAGUCACUGCCAGUCUAAAAGCCAAGUGGAGCAUGACGCCUUUCCUCCUGGAGACAAGCGAGUUUAUUGGAGAAGAUGGGAAUGAGAAAUUCUGGCAGUUUGUUGACACUGUGAAAGAGCUCACUGUGUACAAGCAAGGAGAGUCUGUGCGCUCAUACUAUAACUUGGUCAUUAAGAAGGCUGGCCAGUUCCUCACAGAUCUUCAAGUUAAUCUUCUCAAAUUUGCUCUGGCCCUACGGUCCUACUCACCAGCUGUACAUGCAUCCCAACAGAUAGCUGGUGAUGAGCCUCCGCCUGAGGCUUGCCCUGCCUUUGUCUCCAUCCAUGGUCAACAUAGCUGCAGUACCAAGGACGUCAAGAAGCUCCUGAAGGCAGCUGCAGGCAGGCCAAAACCAUAUUUAUACAAGAAUGAUCACACAUACCCAGGGGUCAAUAAAACAGAUGUGCCAGUGGUGAUCCUCUAUGCUGAGAUUGGAACCAAGAAGUUUACCUCUUUUCAUAAGGUGCUGUCCGAGAAAGCUCAAGAGGGCACACUUGUAUAUGUACUGCGACAUUUUAUAGCGGAUCCAAAACCUCAAAAGAUGCUUUUAUCUGGCUAUGGUGUUGAGUUGGCUAUCAAAAGCACAGAAUACAAAGCUGUGGAUGACACUAAAGUGAAAGAUUCAAAGACAGUAAUAAAUACAGAGGACGAAGAUAACGAUGAAGUCCAAGGAUUCUUUUUUGGAACAUUAAAGAAAUCUCAUCCUGACCUAGAGGAGCAACUUGUUGAGCUUCGCAAACAUCUUCUGGAGAGCACUAAUGACAUGGCUCCUCUCAAAGUGUGGGAAAUGCAAGAUCUAAGUUUCCAAGCAGCUGCCAGAAUCGUGGCCGUGCCCAAGUUUGAUGCUUUGAAGCUUAUGCGAGACAUCAGUCAGAACUUUCCAAGCAAAGCCAGAUCACUGACAAGAGUGGCUGUAAAGCAGGAAAUGAGAAAAGAAAUUGAGGAGAACCAAAAGCAUCUCAGUGAGACCAUUGGUGUUCACCCAGGAGACGGGGAGCUCUUCAUCAAUGGGCUACACAUUGAUCUGGACACUCACAACCCUUUCAGCAUUUUGGACACCCUCAGAGGAGAGGCCAGGGUCUUGGAGGGGCUUCAUAACCUAGGCAUAAAAGGAGAACAUCAGGGCAAGCUGUUGAGAUUACCUGUGAAUGCAGUGGAUGACAGCUAUGCCUUAGAUAUCAGACAUCCAGCUAUAAUGUGGUUAAAUGAGAUAGAGAAUGACCCGAUGUACCGCAGCUGGCCAACAGGUGUACAGGAGCUCCUCAGAGCCACCUUUCCUGGAGUCAUCCGGCAGAUCCGACGGAAUUUUUUCAACCUGGUGCUGUUCCUAGAUCCAGUACAAGAAGAAAGUGUUGAGCUGGUGAAACUCGCAGAGCUUUUCUAUAAGCAUAAAAUUCCCCUGAGAAUUGGAUUUGUGUUUGUUGUCAACACCAAGGAUGAGAUUGAUGGCUUCUCCGACGCAGGGGUUGGAUUUUACCGACUACUGAAUUACAUUGCAGAUGAGUACGAUUUAUCCCAGGCUCUGAUGUCCAUGGUCUCAAUGUACAACAAAGUAGAUGUAGGCGAGACGCUAUCUGUUGAUACACUCUCUGCUUACCUGAAGAGAAAAUUCCCUAAAGCCAAUGCUGAGAGGAUUUUCGGUGCAGAAUCUGAGUAUGAUGACAAAAGAAAGGAUGGUGCCCUCUUCUACAAAAAGACUGGCCUGGGUGCUCUACCUCUGGCAUUAUUCAAUGGAGUCCCUCUAAGCCCAGAUGAGAUGGACCCAGAAGAGCUGGAGACCAUCAUCCUGCAGCGCAUAAUGGACACCACCACUGCCUUCCAGAGAGCUGUCUUUAUGGGUCAAUUAACUGAGGGUUCAGAUGUGGUGGACUAUCUAAUGGAGCAGGCCAAUGUGGUUCCCAGGAUGAACCCCCUUAUUCUAAGUACUGACCGAAAGUACCUCGACUUCACUGCCGCACCAGUUGUAUAUGAUUGGGAGGACACAACUAUGUUUUCAUUCUUGGACAUCAGAGACAAGACAGCUGUAAUGGCCAAGAGAAUGAAGUACUUUACAAAUAAUGAUGAGGAUGGGAUGAGUACUGUGACCAUAUGGAUAGCUGGAGAUUUAGAGAAGCUUUCAGGAAGAAAGCUGCUGCUCAAUGCUCUGAAACAUGUGCAGAAGGCCAGCCCUGGAGUGCGAGUGGGGGUGAUAAAUAACCCCAGUGGAAAGCCCAGUGAAGAUAACACUGUGCUGUACAGGGCUAUCUGGGCGUCUUUCCUCACCCAGAAGAAUAAGGCUACAGCAGAGUUUGUGCAAAAACUCCUGAAAGAGGAAAGCAGCCAGCUCCUCCAGCAGGGGACCAAGAUUAAGGAUUUACUGAUGCAGGGCAUGGAUGUUGAUGCCUUUGAGAAAAAGUUCAACACACUGGAAGUGGAUUUUAUCCGCAGUCAGCAGCUGUUCUGUCGAGAUGUCCUGAAACUGAGUCCUGGAGAGCGGGCAGUGAUCAGCAAUGGCAGAAUCCUUGGUCCGUUUGAGGAGCAGGAAGAAUUCACUGUGGAGGAUUUCCAUUUGCUGGAGAAGAUUACACUGAGUGGUUCUGCAGAGAAAGUCAAAGCCAGAGUUAAACAGAUGGGGAUGAAGCCAAAGCACGCCAGUGACUUAGUCAUGAAAGUUGAUGCCCUCUUAACUGCAGCUCCCAAAGGAGAGGUCAGGAGAGAUGUCCACUUUAUCAAAGACAGCCACAGUAUGCUCCAUCUCUCCCCGCGUGAAAACGAGGUGUUCUAUGAUGUGGUGGCCAUCGUUGACCCCCUCACUAGAGAGGCACAGAAGAUGUCCUCUCUGCUGAUUGUGCUCAGUCAAGUGGUCAAUGUGAGACUGCAGGUGUUUAUGAAUUGCCGGGCCAAGUUGUCUGAGAUGCCCCUCAAGAGCUUUUACCGCUUUGUCUUGGAGUCUGAUGUGGCUUUCUUGGCCAACGACACAGUGUCUCCAGGACCAGUUGCCCGCUUCAUGGAGCUCCCAGAAUCUCCACUCCUCACCCUGAAUAUGAUCACACCAGAGAGCUGGAUGGUGCAGGCAGUGCGCAGCCCCCAUGACUUGGAUAACAUCCACCUGCAGGAGGUGAGUGGUGUUGUGAUGGCGGAGUAUGAACUGGAACACCUUUUGCUGGAGGGCCACUGCUUUGACCUGUCAACUGGCCAGCCUCCCCGUGGACUGCAGUUUACACUGGGCAUGAGUCUAGACCCGCUCAUGUAUGACACUAUUGUCAUGGCUAACCUGGGAUAUUUCCAGCUGAAAGCAAAUCCUGGUGCCUGGAUCCUAAGAUUACGUGAAGGAAGAUCAGAGGAUAUCUAUCAGGUUCUCACGCACGACGGAACCGAUUCCCCUGCUGAUGCUGGUGAUGUUAGAGUUGUGCUGAACAGUUUCCACAGUAAGAUCAUCAAAGUCAGAGUGCAGAAAAAGGCAGAUAAAAUCAAUGAAGAUCUUUUAAGUGAAACUAGUGAAAGCAAAGGAAUAUGGGACUCCAUAGCAAGCAUCACGGGUGGUGGCUCCAAGAAGGAUGAUGGAGAGAAGAAGAAAGAAGAUGUUCUAAAUAUAUUUUCUGUGGCCUCAGGCCAUCUGUAUGAGCGCUUUCUGAGAAUAAUGAUGCUGUCUGUCCUUCGGCAUACCAAAACACCUGUCAAGUUCUGGUUCCUCAAGAAUUACCUCUCCCCAUCUUUCAAGGAGACCAUAUCUCACAUGGCAGAGUCGUAUGGCUUCCAAUAUGAAUUAGUGCAGUACAAAUGGCCCCGUUGGCUCCACCAGCAGACUGAGAAGCAACGCAUUAUCUGGGGAUACAAGAUCCUUUUCCUGGAUGUUCUGUUCCCCUUGGCUGUGGACAAGAUCAUCUUUGUGGAUGCCGACCAGAUAGUUCGGGCUGAUCUGAAGGAGUUGAGGGAUUUAAACCUGGAAGGUGCUCCUUAUGGGUUCACACCGUUUUGUGAUAGCCGCCGAGAGAUGGAAGGCUAUCGCUUUUGGAAAACCGGCUAUUGGGCCUCACAUCUGGGACACAGAAAAUACCACAUCAGCGCUCUGUUUGUAGUAGAUUUAAAGAAGUUCCGAAAGAUCGCAGCAGGGGACAGAUUACGAGGCCAGUACCAAGCCUUGAGCCAAGACCCUAACAGUCUGUCCAACCUGGACCAGGACCUUCCCAACAACAUGAUCCACCAGGUGGCCAUUAAGUCUCUUCCUCAGGAGUGGCUGUGGUGUGAGACAUGGUGUGAUGACGUCUCCAAAGUCACAGCAAAGACUAUAGACCUGUGCAAUAACCCAAAGACCAAGGAGCCCAAGCUAAUGGCCGCAGCAAGGAUUGUGCCUGAGUGGGUUGAAUAUGACAAUGAGAUAAAACAGCUACUGAGACAGGUCCAGGAACAGGGAGACCCAGCGAAGGAAAAACAGACUCCCACUCCCUCACAGCAUAAAAAAGUAGACAACCUGCGUGAUGAACUUUAGCGUCUGCCAGCACUAUGCUGGAGACGAAGGAGGCAGCACCUUUUGCACGCAGGCCACCUGUGAAGCUUGAAGACAGACAAUUCCAUCUAAACAUAGCCAUGGAGUGUUACAUCCACAGCGGCACAGCCGGAGAAGGAUGUCAUACUUUCAGAGAUGCCAUGGCUGCUUCUGCAGUCAGUACGUCUUACAAAAUCAACACGUGAUGUAAGUGUUAACUGCCAGCUGUGAACUCCUGGUGCACUAUCAGCACUACAGUCAGGUCUUGUUAGUACGUGGUUACCGGAAAAUGAAGUGACCACAGAAAGAGUAAACGGUCAGUCAAACCACUCAAUUCGGUGUGUAUGUGAGGAAAACAAGCUGCACUGAUAAUGUAUGCAGAAUCAAGAAUCAAAUGGAGAAGGCACAUUUCUAAGAAUCUAUUCUCAAAUCUUAAUGUUUGUUUAUGUACACCUUUUUCAAAAAGCUAAUACAUGUACAUAUUCUUAAUUUGACUUUGUAAACAUGACUAUGCGAUGACUAAAAUGCCCAUACCAAAGUUGUGACUGAAGUAAAGCUUGAUUUAUUUUUAAAAUUA
Seriola dumerili (greater amberjack) is the source of this 5265-nucleotide messenger RNA. It is a transcript of the gene uggt2, whose product is annotated as UDP-glucose glycoprotein glucosyltransferase 2. Bases 117 to 4691 code for a protein of 1524 amino acids. Lineage: Eukaryota; Metazoa; Chordata; Actinopteri; Carangiformes; Carangidae. The transcript has 40 exons. The record is from RefSeq and is a predicted model, not a curated record. Gene Ontology annotation, cellular component: endoplasmic reticulum. Gene Ontology annotation, molecular function: UDP-glucose:glycoprotein glucosyltransferase activity.